UAAAAGCCGAAGAGGCAAAAUGGUAUCAAAAGGAAACGGACACGUCAUAGUACAUGUAUCACCUCUAGACUACUAGCUAAAAGACAAUCAGCAAAACAUGUCUUUUAUCCCAGUGCUUUGGAACCGCUACAAUCAAAGGCAGAAUGAUUCUGAUGACUUGUUCCACUUCAUGGAUGACUGGAACCCCAUGCCCGUCAGCUGGGGAUAUGGCCGCCCCAUGAUGCAGAGAAGACGCAGACCUGAGAAUUCACUUGCGGAAAGAAAAUGGACAUACAGCGUGAAGCUUGGAGACUUCGACGAACAACAUGUCAAAGUGAAAGUAGAUGGUGGGAAAGUAAUUAUUCGUGCUAAGUACACAGAUGGUAAUGAUGAAUGGGGAGAUACUGUCGAGCGAACAAGGACAGUCCAGAUACCAGAGAAUGUUGAUGCUGAAAAAAUUCACAGCUUCAUGAAAUCGGAUGGAACUAUGAUGUUAGAAGCCCCGUAUCGUCUUUCAGAGGAGAAGCAACUCCAAGUUGUACCACAAGAAGGUCGUUCCUUGGUAGCCAGUGACAGCCACAGUAAUUUGAUGAAAUUUAAUGUCGAAAAUUUCCGCCCAGAGGAGGUAAAAGUAUCUUGCAAAGAUGGAAUGUUGACAGCACACGGUGAACGAAAGAGGUCUGAAGAUGGUCAUGAAGUUCGUGAGUCGUUCUGGCGUCAGAUGACAGUUCCACGGUCUGUGGAUGGGAAAAACAUCGAAUGCUUCAGAGAUGAGGAAGGGAAUCUUACAAUCCGUGCACCAACGGUUGAAGAUGUUGAAAUGGAACAAGCAAAAAAGUAGAUCCAGGAUGACUUUUAAUUUCAAUUUUAUUUGUCAUCUUCAUAAUUGUAUUUCAUAGACUUUAGACAUUUGAACUCAUCACUAUGUUCAUUGUAAAUGUUUUUGAAUGACGAAAACGCGUAAUUCUUGUUUAGAUAAUUGUGUUGAUUUUCCAAUGAUUGAAUGCUGCAUACUUUCAGUUCUAUCAAAAGAAAAAUAAGACAUGAUGUUUGCAAAUUCAGAUAUUUUUGUUAUUUAGAACAACAUUUUAAGAAAUUCUUGUUUGACAAUCAUGUGUAUUCUGCAAGGGAACAAUCGUUGACUUUUUCAUAAUGUUAGAGAACAUAUAUGUUAUUUUAUUUACUUUGUUGUUGUCAGAGAUAGACAUUAAAUAUCAUGUGUACAA
Mytilus californianus (California mussel) is the source of this 1205-nucleotide messenger RNA. RefSeq lists its product as uncharacterized. Bases 98 to 820 code for a protein of 240 amino acids. Gene Ontology annotation, molecular function: protein folding chaperone. The transcript is spliced from 2 exons. Gene Ontology annotation, biological process: protein refolding; response to heat. NCBI's taxonomy places the organism in Eukaryota, Metazoa, Mollusca, Bivalvia, Mytilida, Mytilidae. The record is from RefSeq and is a predicted model, not a curated record.